CUCAGCUCGUUCCUCGAACCGUUUGAUAUGAAAGUAUAAGUAGUCGGUUACUCAGCAGCGACUCCCAUCUCCACUCUCUUCAGAGUACUCCUUCUUGAGGUUGCCAUGACUGUCCACGGCUCCUGCCUCUGCGAAAGCGUGAAAUAUGAGAUCGAGGGCGACCCUUUCAGAUUCAAUGUCUGCCACUGUGCCAACUGUGCGAAGAUCGUUGGAGCCGCUGCUGGUAAUUUCGUCUUCUUUAGAGAGGAGCAAGUAACUUAUUCGGAGAACCCCUCCGGCAUUAUCACCACUUACGAAGACAAGAAACUCGAAAGUGGCAACACCCUCUUCCGACGAUUCUGUAGCAAGUGCGGCUCGACAUUGUUUGUCACUUCGUCGAAGUAUAACGGUGUUAUCAUUGUGCCGUAUGGAGGGUUGGAUGAUGCACCAAAGGAGUGGAAACCGACGAAUGAGGUGUGGUGCAGGAACAAGAAGGGAUGGCUUCAAGACACGAUCCCUGAACAAUCUUAUUGAGGUUGAGCGUGUAUCGUAGUAGCAGUUUGAUCAUGCGACCACGUAUCUUUCGUCACGGUUCAAAGCAUAAGCAUAGCAGCGAGACCAAGGCAAUGCGCGAUGUCCAUGGACGUCAGAGC
Stereum hirsutum FP-91666 SS1 is the source of this 632-nucleotide messenger RNA. RefSeq lists its product as uncharacterized. Bases 106 to 513 code for a protein of 135 amino acids. Gene Ontology annotation, molecular function: carbon-sulfur lyase activity. The record is from RefSeq and is a predicted model, not a curated record. The transcript has 3 exons. NCBI's taxonomy places the organism in Eukaryota, Fungi, Basidiomycota, Agaricomycetes, Russulales, Stereaceae.